Messenger RNA from Ooceraea biroi (clonal raider ant), 2650 nucleotides. RefSeq lists its product as uncharacterized. Gene Ontology annotation, biological process: transcription initiation at RNA polymerase III promoter. Gene Ontology annotation, molecular function: histone acetyltransferase activity. Lineage: Eukaryota; Metazoa; Arthropoda; Insecta; Hymenoptera; Formicidae. Gene Ontology annotation, cellular component: transcription factor TFIIIC complex. The record is from RefSeq and is a predicted model, not a curated record.
UACAGUCUUUAUAAUAUCCUAGAAUGUAAAUCGACGUUUUUCUCUCAUGCCUCAUGGCUCAUGACCGUUGAGCAGCGUGUCAGGCGAGGGAUAACCUUCAAGGAAAUAACCUCCACGCCCUCUGUCUCUCCGCUAACACUGUUUAAUCACGGGAUAUAUGCAUUUCAACUCAGCAUAUCAUAGAAUAGAGUUCGCUGUUUAGUAAACAGUGUUUACACGUGUCGUUCGCCGGUGACAGCGCUGUUUCAGUAUGUCGUAACUCGUCGUAACGUCCACUGCUCAGGACUGACGAGACUCGAGAGUGAUCUCGAGACAAUGAGACACGGAGCAAAAUGGAAACGGAAGAACUUUACAGUAUCAACAUUUCUCCACUGGUAACAAUCCCAUUUGCCACGCAAUGGUCACCAGACAAUCAGAUCUCGAUAAUUACGGAAAGAGGCGUUCACAUAUUCGAAUUCGAGCCUACUCCCAUGUCCCCCAACUCGACUAUCAGGUUUGCCCGUUCCUUUAUAAAUCCCCCCGAUACUUUGCCGACCUAUGUCUCUAUCAACGAGAUAAAUCCAUCAAUGUGGAACAUGGAGCAUGAAGAGAUUUACUCGCUCUUGAUGGAGGAAAUGAUCACACCAAAAUUGGAUGGUACGAACGACAGACUCCCCAGGAUAGUGAGAGUGGCAUGGUCGCCGAAAAAUUUGAUCUCUCCGAGUCAGUGUGCGUUAGCGAUAGUGAGCGCAGCAGGCACAGUCAACUUGUUGCAUAAAGUUUCCAAUGAAUGGUAUUCCAUAUGCGACGUUUCGUCUCUCUGGCUAGAUAUCGUGCAAGAUCAGAUCGAACCUAGCCUUGAUAAAUAUAAAAAGUCAAGUGAUCUUUCGUAUGCAACGAUAACUGAGAGUAUGAGACGAUUACAAGUUUGCUCCGUGACAUGGAGUAAACUGUUGAUAAUGAAGGAGGAAACCUUUGCAUAUUUUUCUGUAGCUCAUUGCAGUGGUGACGUAUCAAUUUGGAAGAUUCCUCGAGUAACGAAUUUUUCCAAGAGCCUGCAGCCGAAACUCGUCGGUAGAAUAGAUUCAAACGUUCGCGUAAAAAUCAACGUGUUAUGCUGGAUCACCAUUAACGCGAACAAGCAUCUACUCGUCGUUGGAUACAUUGACGGUCGAAUACGUGCCGUAAAAUUGACACGUGUCGAUAAUGAUCUGCAAGUGGCGUCGACGGAACAAUACAUCGACCCUGAUUGCGUAACAAUCGACUAUCUAGACGUAAUUUCUCAAGAUAAAUCAAACUUGAAGAUUCUCGCUACUAAAGGAUCUUUUCUUUUGUUACUGUGCGUCAAUUUGAAAGGAGUGUUGCAGAAUAUGCGAUAUCUGCAAGUACCAGGAUUCAAUAUCACAGGUGUAGUUGCCAUUGCUCCUCAGCAAUUCUUAAUCAGCACGCAGGAGAAGCGUAUUCUUGCCGUUGAUGUGCAGUUGGACGAGUUGAUUAGCAUUAAUGUCAAAAGCCACUUACCCCAGACACAUGUUCAAUAUUUAGGACUCGCUCGUUCACCGAACAAAGUAAUUUUUCUAAAUAUAACCAGUCCGAAUAUGAUUUAUGAUCAUUUAGUUAUGAGAGAGCCAAGCACGAUGCACAUAUUUAGUUUGAAAGGCACAACGUGGGACCCAUUGUUUAUUAUUAAUAACAGUACAGAUCUCGCUAAUGUCUGGGAUUGUAUGGAAGUGCUUAGGCUCAAAGCCGUUAAAGCGGAGGAUUCGACUACGGUGUUGUGUCCUAGUCCACAAACGCUUGAAUCAUCGUCGCUCUAUAGCUUGCAAGUGUCAAUGUGGAUGACGAUAAUGACAACGGUAUCUACGACGAAGAAAACGAUAUCAAACAUCAAUCACGUAAAAGAGGGGAAAAUGACGCAAGCGCUUCCGCUAAUCUCCGUACAUUCGACAUGCAGGUAUCUUGAUUGUUUGACGGAAAAGGAUGCGUUGUCGGAGGAGAAUUUGCUUGCCGUCAGCCUAUUGAGAAAUUACCUAAAGAUGUAUCUCGCGAGUGAGAACGGAAAGAGCGAGGGCACCGUGCAUCGACGCGCUCGAAAAGCAUUGAGUGCAGUCGCAUCCUAUCCCGAUCGAGUGGAAACGUGUAAUUUGUGCAACGAAACGAUAAACGAACCCUGGAAUGCCAAGUCGUGUCCACGAGGUCAUAAAUUACCCAGAUGUACCACGACACUGUUACAAGUAACAUCGUUGGAAUACCGCGUUUGUCCGAUAUGCGGUCAACUGUUUCAUCGGUGUUUAGAAGAGGUAUACGAGGAGCCACGAUGUCAGUUGUGUGAUGUACCCAUCUUGCAUAAUCCAUAUGCUUUUGACGUGGAUCAGUACAAAUUCUAUGGGACAAACUUGUCACGGUUACACGUCAACGUCGCGGAAUCGUCGAGAGAACCGGAAGAAUUGCAGAAUUCAUCUGAGAAUGAGCCAACGAGCAAGUGGCAUACUUCGCGUUCUAUAAUCGUGAAAGAUGACGAUGAUGAUGACGAUGAAUCGGAUAGAAUCACAGAGAGGUGGGAAGAAUUUUAAGAGGACAAAUGUAAAGCGAAUCAUAAAAUGAAAUCAUAAAAUGAUUCUCACGAUUUUGAUCUUAUUAAAUAUAUGUUACUAUAAUAUUUUGUAAGUUA